AUGGAAGAGAAGAAAGCUACCACCGAGCACGACGAUCUGCCCGGAUUAUCAAUCACACACAAUUCUACAAAACAAUUUAACCAUAUUAUCGGCCGUCAAGGCUAUUGGGAAGCCACGCUGGAAGAUGCCCAGGCCGCCAAUUGCCACGAACAUUCUCUCGGCGUCUUGGCCGCACUCAAAUCAUACCCGAUGGCGGUGGUCUGGUCUCUGGUGAUCUCCAUGUCGAUCAUCAUGGAGGGCUACGACACUGCCCUGAUCAGCUCGCUAUAUGCCUAUCCGAGCUACGCUCGGCGCUUUGGUGCCCUAGAUCCUUCAACGAACACAAACCAGAUCCCGGCGAAGUGGCAGAGUGCUAUGGGCAGUGGGCCGCAGGCUGGCUCCAUUAUCGGUGCCCUGCUGAAUGGUUACCUUGUUCAGCGGUUUGGCUAUCGACCGGCCUUUGGUGUAGGUAUUCUACUGAUGGCAGCAUUCGCUUUUGUGCCCUUCUUCGAGUUUGGUGAAGUUAAAAAGAUUUCCAGUGUCCCAUGGGGUAUCUUCGCUACCAUUGGCCCUGCGUACGCCUCGGAGGUAUGUCCUUUGCCUUUGCGAGUCUACCUCACGGCGUAUACGAAUAUGUGCUUUGCAAUUGGUCAACUUAUCGGUGCAGGAGUCUUGCAGAGCUUUAUUGAUCGCCCUGAUGACUGGUCGUGGCGUAUUCCGUUUGCUAUUCAAUGGAUAUGGAUUCCUUUCCUUUUUGUCGUAUGCAUCUUUAUGCCGGAGUCUCCUUGGUACCUUGUCCGACAGGGGAAGUUUGUUGAGGCAGAGCAGACUAUUAAUUCUCUCAUGGCAGAGUGUGAGAAGCCGCAAGCACGACCACUGGUGGCAUUGAUGGUUCAUACAAAUGACCUCGAGCGAGACAUUACUGAAGGCACAUCCUAUUUGGACUGUUACAAGGGCACUGACCUGCGACGGACUGAGAUUGCAUGUGUUUCGUUCGUCGGUCAGAUUACUUGUGGCGCCCAAUUCGCUUACUCUGCCACCUACUUCUUCCAGCAAGCUGGGCUGAGUUCCGAUGACUCGUACAAACUCAACCUAGGUGGCACUGGUAUCGCCUUUUGUGGUACGAUUAUCUCUUGGCUUUUGAUGAAGCAAUUUAAUCGACGUACCCUUUACAUAACAGGAAUGAGCCUGAUGAGCAUGUGGCUUUUGAUCAUUGGCUGUCUCGCCACCGACAACAAACACCCAACCACUAAAUGGGUUCAGUCGGCCCUUUGUAUUAUCUGGCUCUUCACAUUCUCCCUCACAAUUGGUCCCGUCGGCUGGACUAUCCCAGCGGAAGUUUCAUCUACCCGGUUAAGGUCUAAGACCGUAGUGUUGGCCCGAAGCUCCUACUACCUUGCACAGAUCGUCGCGAAUGUCAUACAACCCUACAUGAUGAACCCUCUUGCUUGGAACUGGAAAGGCAAGACUGGAUUUUUCUGGUUUGCCUUCGCUUCUCUCACUGCAAUUUGGGCGUUCUUCCGUCUCCCUGAGACUAAAGGGCGAAGCUAUGAAGAGCUUGAUGUGAUGUUUCAUGCAAAACUCCAAACUAGAAAGUUCAAGAGAUAUGAUGUCAACGUCUAUGAGCACAAUCACGGCAAUCAAUUACGGGAAGUGUAUGGCAAUUGA
This is a messenger RNA of Penicillium concentricum, 1647 nucleotides long. Its product is annotated as Major facilitator superfamily domain general substrate transporter. Gene Ontology annotation, cellular component: membrane. Bases 1 to 1647 code for a protein of 548 amino acids. Gene Ontology annotation, molecular function: carbohydrate:proton symporter activity. Lineage: Eukaryota; Fungi; Ascomycota; Eurotiomycetes; Eurotiales; Aspergillaceae. The record is from RefSeq and is a predicted model, not a curated record. The transcript has 3 exons. Gene Ontology annotation, biological process: transmembrane transport; carbohydrate transport.